Xyrichtys novacula (pearly razorfish) is the source of this 16126-nucleotide messenger RNA. Lineage: Eukaryota; Metazoa; Chordata; Actinopteri; Labriformes; Labridae. The record is from the annotation of a GenBank genome assembly.
CUUAGGGGCGUUUCCAGGAAGAAAGUGGUUACAUUUUCCUGUAAUGGCGGACCAGACAGACACCGAGACUAUCGGGUUCAGCGAUAACAGGUCAGAUACAUUAAAUAUAUGGUGUCAAAUAUGGAUUUAACGACGUCUGAUUUUAAGCAUUGACUGUAUCUCUAAAGGAAGAGAGCAGAGUUGUUUCUAGCUGAAUCAGGAGGUUUUAUCUUUGCAUGUAGCCACGUUAGCACGCUAGCUUUGCUCCGGACUGCCGAGUGGCUGUUUCUGUGGCACGCGGUAAACAGAGACACUUAGAUCAGACACAGGCUGAUGUUUUCACCUCCACGGGGCUUCAUGGAGAUACAUCUGUCCAUUUACCCUGAAAGUUUCUCUGAUCUGCGCUUCCUGCAUUGUUAACGUCUGUUUGCUAGUUAGCUAAGCUAUGCUACAUGCAUUAGUAGGCAUGGGCACACACACACACACACACACACACACACACACACACGCACACACACGCUGUGUCUUAACCAGCUGGUUGGAUUGUGCAAAGAGGAGUUCAAAUAAUGAGUGUGUGUAAUAUUGUGUAGAUCUGUUACCAUCAAGAGAAACAUGUAUAUGAGCAGGUUAUUGGAAGUCAAUGAAUUUGCAGAGUCGAAAUAUUGCCCAAUCAAACAGAGGAAAUUGCAUCACUAACAUAAUAGCAACGUCGUAUGAAGUUUGAGUAGUUUUAGGUAUAGUAUUAUGAACCUUAAGGAAACUCCAUUCAGAAGCUCCACCUUAGAGAAACCUCCAGAGUGACUUAAAAUUACAAUAGACCUGAUCUCAUUCACAACUUUGUGACUAUUACACUGAUAAAAAGUAGGGCUGGGCGAUACGUGAAAAAGUUUAUCACAAUAAAUUUUUCAUAUAAGUCGAUAUCGAUAUAUAUCAUGUUAUAAAAGAUUACAUUUAACAGUGUUUAUUGGUAGCAUGUCUUUUGCAGUUCAAUAAGUUACUGCAUAUGUGAGGUCUUUGUAUCUCUUUGACGUUUUGGUUGCGCUAGAGAAAGCAGACUGAAUGGUCGGCUGUUUCAGUUGCACAGGCGCCAUGAGUUCCUUGCUCCACUCAGGAUUUGUAUUCAUAGACUGUAUAUAGAAUGGACGCCGUCUGCCUCCUCGCUGGGUGAAGCCACCGAGAGAACAGCACCCUCUGGUGACGGGCUGCAGUAUAGGUCAUAAAUCCCGCCUCCUCCUGCAAUCCCUAUGGAGCUGUGGACAAACUUUAGAAGUUAAUUACACAUAAUAUAAAUUUUUCUACCCCUGGUUGUGAUGUUGACAUGUAGUUACUGUCAGACUGCUUUGUGUUCAAGUCCUCUUUUUUCUGUACAGCUCCAUUUUUAAAAGUUAUUAGGGGGUUCAUGUUUUCUAUGAUUUGCACUUGAUACAGCCUAUGGUUGCACAAGGAUUGCGUAGCUCACCAGGGGGAUAUGCUGUUUGAGCCAAGUGUCAUCACAGUGACUCUCCCACCGAAUGACUACUGCGCAAUGUUGGUUUUAUGGAAGUUGUCCAUAAUAUAUACAGUCUAUGUUUGUAACCUUUUGCAUUGCGUGUGCUGUGCCGCGUGGCACUGCUUCAGGUGGUGAAAAAGGUUUGAGAUAUUCCUUGACUUAACGAGAACAUGUACUCAACAUUACUCUGCUUCAUGUCUGACCUAAAAAAAACUAAAUACCUCCCCACCACAGACAUUUUAGGUGAUGACGAUGUCAUCAUCUGUUGAGUCUUCAUCUGCAUUUCUGUCGGGGGUAGCACUCAUUGUCUUUUUUUUCUCACCGACAGUGCUGUCAGCUUCACGUGUUAAAGUGCUAUAUUUGCGUGUAGCUGCAGCCUGCUACUAUGCAGUUGUUUGCUACUUGGUUCUAAUUCAGCACAUGAUAGGUUCAACGUGAAGCAGCAACUCCCCUUUUCAUUGGCUAUUCAUAUAGUCUACCAAAACAUGACUAUUGAAAAGCAUAUUGACCAUGUUUUAUAUUGAUAUUGAGGAAAAUUAAUUUUCGAUAUAUCGUUAUCGUUUUAUCGCCCAGCCCUACUUUGAAGCUUUACCUGUAAUAAUGUAAAAUAGUUUUGAACCAAACAGCGUAGAUCUCUUGAACAAUGAUUGCAUGGAUUUUGAGGUUGUAUACAAUGAUCUCUCGAUGAAGCCGUUAGUAAUUUAUGUUUUCACCUUAUGUAAUAGAAUGGCGCAGCAGGCAGUGCGGUUUCGCGGACCUGCGCCUACACCUGCACCUGCACCCGCACCUGCACCGGCUCCCACUCCCACUCCAGCCCCAGUGUUGAGAGGCCCACCACCACUCCUUAGGCCACCGCCACCACCUUUUGGGAUGAUGAGGGGACCCCCACCGCGACCCCCGUUUGCACGUCCACCUUUUGACCCCAACAUGCCGCCAAUCCCACCACCAGGAGGCAUGCCACCACCUAUUGGACCUCCUCACUUACAGGUUACAAGUUCUCCAUCUUCAUAUCUAGUAUGUGCUGUUUCUUGCAGGUUGGGGGCUAAACUCACUUCACUUUAUCUGUGGGGAUGGUGUUGAUAGCAUGUGAAUGAGUGAUUUCAGUGAACGCAGAUGAUGCAUGUUUUUUUAUCAGCUGUUCUUUAAUGAAGGAAAAUUGAGUAAAACAAUGGAAGUUGACUACAAAAUCAAAUCCUUAAAUCAAACUUAGAUGUCGACUUAUAUCUGGUUCAAUGAUCAGGGAAUGUGUCAUCACUUGUGUGGCUGAAAUAUCUGGGGGUUCCCUUUAUACUGGAAUUUAAAGUGUUCGUUAAAAACCUUACUAACAAAGGUAUGUUUGGUUUUGAGUGUUUAUUAAGAAGUCUCCUUCAGAAAAAUAAUCCUGAAUUUGUUUCUGAAUCCAUAUCAGUGGAAGUGCAACCAUCUGGCAGGCAGGGUCCUCAAACAAACUGUCCACAAAGCGAGCUUUUGUGGUGUCUGUGAUGAAAAACAUCAUUUAUUUCUUAACAAGACACAUCAUAGCUGGCGUAGUUGGAGAAGGACAUGAAUAGCACACUUUCAUAAUCUCUUAAGCAUCGCUCGUAUUUGGUUCUCUCAAGAUGGUUCAAUAUUUGGUGAAGGACUCCUAAAAGGUCACCUGAAAUGUGAACGCUAGUUCUGUGUUUCCUGCAGAGACCUCCGUUCCUUCCCCCACCUAUGGGGAACUUGCCGCCUCCUCCAGGGAUGCUGUUUCCUCCAGGGAUGCCCCCAAUACCCACAUCUGGAACCCCAACACUCAACCCUACAGAGGAGAUUUGGGUCGAGAACAAGACACCAGAGGGAAAGGUAUACCAGAAGUUGUAAAUCAGCUAUUGUUUGCACUUUAAAACAGGUUCAAAACUAACCCACUGACUGAUCUAAUGUUUGCUUCUACAGGCUUAUUAUUAUAACGCCAGGACCAGAGAGUCAUCGUGGAGCAAACCUGAUGGUGUGAAGAUCAUCCAGCAGUCUGAGCUAAACCCUCUACUGGUAGGCGGGGGCGGAGCAACAGGGCCGGGUGCAAGUGUGGGGGUGACGGCAUCUGUUAGCUCGAGCAGUGUCAACACUACAGCGAGUACAGCAACAGCUGCCUCCUCCACUCAGGGCCCAUCUACCACUCCCACCCGCACACUCACCUCCAGUCCGGACUCCACCUCUUCCCCUUCUCCUGCUGCGACCAUUGCAGGUUAACACCACACUGUUGACUCCAGUUGAGUUAAAGUUACAAACACAUGAUCACGCACUUAAAGAGACUAAAACUAUUGUUGUCCUUUCUUUUUUCCCCUCAAAGCCACCGUUGUAGCAGACCUGAACUCCAUUGCCACAGUGACCUCAACCGUUGCUGUGUCUCCUGUCACCGUGGUCACCGUUUCCACGGUGCCGUCACCCGUUACAGCAGUACAGACCGUGCCUCUGCUACCUGCAGCUCUGCCUCACAGUGUGGCCCAGCCUACUGCAGCCAUACCUGCCUUCCCCCCUGUCAUGGUGCCACCUUUCAGGGUGCCCCUGCCAGGCAUGCACAUCCCUCUGCCAGGUAAGAGAACACCUGAAGACAAUUACCAGCUGCUGUCACUAGGCCACAUCUUUUCAAGGUUGUAGAGCUGAUGAAACUUUAGGUAACUACAGAUUAAGUUCAUUCAACAUUCGUAUCCUCACAACUGCACAGAUUUCCCAAUUGAAAGACAAAGGAAGUGACACAUUAGAUUGGACCAUAUCAGCUGUUUUCCUUGGAAGUCACACUCGGGGUGGGAAGCUUGAAUGUCAAUUACUAAAAUUUUCCAAACUGAAAAGAUAAAACACACCAAAGAGGAUUUAAUCUGAAAAUUUAGAGAGACGAUCCGGCCACAUUUCAGGUUAAAAACGAGGUUUGGUUUAGCUAAUUCCGAGCUUAAGUUUAAGCUUAAGAGAAGCGUAGUUUGAUUCUGGGUUUUCACACUUAACUAGAAUCUGUCAAUAUAAAGUAAGGUAAGAAAUGAUGGAUAUAAUAAUAAUAACUUUAUAAUAACUUUAUUUAUACAGCUUUUUUAACGAACAGAGGUUUACAAAGUGCUUUGACAAACAGUCGUAACACAUCAGCACAUGGAAAUAAAAACAAAAAUCAAAAGCUCAGUUUAAAACAAGGCCUCUAAACUGAAGGCCAAUAUCAUUUGUCAUAAGGAACCCAGACAAUACAAGAACCUACAACAAAAAGUGAGACCAUGAGGACCAAAAUAAAAACUAAAAAUAGGUGAGAAGAAGAAAUGUAAUUAAAAAGAAGGGGGUAAGAAAGCAGGAAACAGGAUAUUAAAUAUAAAAAGACGAUAUUGUAUUGAGGUUGUGACUCUGAAGCUCUGUCUUUAAGCUCCUCUGUCGUCUUAAAUGAAGACUUUUGUGAAACUUACUCCUUUUCACAUUUAGACGAGCUUGUUGAUCAGCUCUGAUGGUACGAAGAUAAAUGUAACAGAUCUUUUAUUGUUAUGUUUUUAUGGCGAUAUGGUACAGUGGGAAAUGACAUGCAGUAAAGAGUCCUGGCAGUCUGCUUUGUAGACUGUGGUCUCUGAACACAGGAUGCAUGGUCUACUCUACAUGUACUGCUCAAACUACCCAUCCUAAGUGUGAUUUCAUCAGAAAACAGCUCUGAAAAUAUGGUCUAUAAUUAGAAUAACUACACCAAAAAAUAGCAAACAUAACUGUGAAAUGUUUAGGUUUACCUUAAGUAAUUGAAUUUUGAUUUUUCUAGAUAGCAUUGGCUCAUAUUUUUAUAACCCGCGUUGUUUAAAAUAAGCAACAUCAAAUUGAAAUCAGACAUUUAGCUUUUUCAAACCUCACCCUGUUAGUGUGGCUCUAAAGUGUGAUGUUUAUUUCAGGUUUAUGAGCCAACCUGAAAAGUAAUCGUGCACACUCUUGACUCUGAAUCCUGGCUUCCAUGUCAGGCUCCUUUUUUAUUCAUCAGGGUUAGAGGGUAGUUACUCGAAAGUUUGAUAAAUGUCACAGUUCUCACAUUAACAUUUGAAGUCUUUGAGUGGAGCUGCUUCAGUUUAGGCCAAGGCCAAGGGAAACGUCCCUUCAGUCUUGUGUGUUUUCUUCAGGCUCUUUUCUUCUCCACUGUCAUGUGUCCUCUGUGAUUCCUCCUCUUUCCUGUCUGUCCCUCAUUUCUACUUGACUCAAUCAAAAUAGAUUUAGAUGGAGUUAGAGUUCAAUUGGGAGAUGAUUCGGAGAACAAAUGUCAGACUGAGAAUUGUUUGGAGGCCUUUGAGAAUUUACUGAUCCAACACGAGUGCACUCACACUUUCAGGCGCUCCUUCACCUUUUCUAUUGUACACAUUAGGGCUGGGCGAUAUGGCCUCAAAUCAAUAUCACGAUAUAUUGAGCAGUUCACCUCGAUAACAAUAAAUGGACGAUAACUACUCCGCAAGCUGCUCACCCCCUCCCACAUUAACUUCAUCUAUUUCAGCCGCCGCUCCAACCGUCCUCCAAAACCAACUUUUUAAUAUAUUUUUUUGUACUUACUUUGAACUUUUUUGAUCCUGAAUAAAUUGACAUGGGCCAAAUGACGUCGUCGUCGUUUUCUUCUGCCUCAUCCUGGUCCGGGUCACGGGGGCAGCAGCUUCAGGAGGGAGGCCCAGACGGCCCUCACCCCAGCCACUUCCACCAGCUCCUCUGUGGGGAUUCCCAGGCGCUCCCAGGCCAGGUGAGAGAUAUAAUCCCUCCACCUGGUCCUGGGCCUGCCACGAGGUCUCCCCCCGGUGGGACAUAUCUGGAACACCUCUAACGGGAGGCAUCCAGAAGGCAUCCUAACCAGAUGCCCGAGCCACCUCAGCUGACUCCUCUCGACGUGGAGGAGCAGUGGUUCUACUCUGAGGGCCUCCAGAGUGUCCGAGCUCCUUACCCCAUAUCUGAGGCUGAGCCUGACCACCCCGCGAAGGAAACCCAUUCCGGUCGCUUGUAUCCAUGAUCUUGUUUUUUCGGUCAUUACCCAAAGUUCAUGACCAUAGGUGAGGAUCGGUAAAUCGAGAGUCUCGCCUUACAGCCCAGCCCUUUCUUCACCACGACUGAUCGGUUAAGCGUCCGCAUCACUGCUGACGCCGCUCUGAUCCGCCUGUCGAUCAUCCUACCCUCACUGGUGAACAAGAUCCCGAGAUACUUGAACUCCUCCACUUGAGGCAGGACCUCCCCUCCGACCUGGAGAAGGCAAUCUACUUUUUUCCGACCAAGGACCAUGGCCUCGGACGUGGAGGCGCUGAUUCAGACGUCGUCGGUUGUUGAUAUAAAUUUUAGUAUCAGUAAAUUUUCACUUUAUCGCCCAGUCCUAGUGCACAUGAUGAUUAAAAACAGUCUGAAACGGCCUCCAAAUAAGUCUUGGUUUGCAAACCUUCUGCACACUGCACAUACUUCAAUCAUGUCUGAAAACAAGAUAACUGUGCGCUGCUCAGUUCUGCUGAAUUUGGGCGUGUGAAUGUCUGAGUGGGGCCACACACACAAACUCUCACACACCAUGGUUAGUUGAUGUCCAGUGUCUUGCUGUCCUCAACCAGAUGCUUGCUUGUCCGUUGUUCUUGCAGGUGUAGCAAUGAUGCAGAUAGUAGGUGCACCCUGUGUAAAGGCAGGCCCCAGCGCUAACGGUAAACACCCAUCCGCUUGCCUUUCAGACCUCCAGUAGAUGGCAUGGUAGUGAAUGUUUACAUGAGUCAUUUGAUAUACAUGGAAACCUCUGAACCGUGGCAUGACCCUGACUGCUGUGAACAUAUCCACCCUGAUCAACAGGAGUGAGAGACACAGAAAAUACAGCUUGAUAACUUUAUAUGUUUUUAUAUGAUCAUAUUAAAGAUAUUCUUGAUUAGUCCACGAGGCGUACCCCCUAAGACAGUAUCUAUUAAAACACUUGAUAAAGAAGUUAAUUGGAUAAUUAGCUGAAGUCCACUUGCAGCGUAUACAAAAUAUGAAUUGUUAAAACUAGUGUGUGUGUUUGUGCGUUUGAUCUGGGCCAAAGGUGAAGCAAAAGUUACACACAAUUUAAACGCAAAGAGCAUCCUUUAAACUCGUUCGCUGUAACGAAACCACAAAAAUGUCUGAAUUUUGGCUUCAUAAUGCUUUAGACUUCAGUAACUCGCUAAGCACAGUGGAGCUACAUCAGGGGUUUAAAUCCAGGCGGUCUGCAGCUCUCAGGUAUUUGGAGUUUAUCUCCUCUACCCACUCCUCAGGUCAGCCUCAAGUGGUUGGGAGCAGCAUUAAAGGUACUCUAGACACAGGAGUCUUACUUUGCACACCUUUAGGAUAUUUAGAAAACUCGACAUUAAAGCGCCAUCAAACCUAGACGAGUAACCUAAGGCAAAAAUCUGCUUUUAGUUGGUAUGCAUACAUACUUUAAAACUCAGCAUCUGAAUUGUGUCUCUCUGAACUUAGGUCAGUCAUUCGAACUUCUUCUUUGCGGAUUGAGAAAGAGAGACCCUCCUGUUACAGCUGCUCUCACCUGCUUGAGAUUCGGUCCUUUUUCAGUUUUUGUGGUCAUGUGAUCGUCUUUUAUUUGUGGCAUGGUUGUGUGUGAGGUCACUGACUUUAUUUGUUUGUGUAUGUGGCCUGUGUUUGUUGUCAAUCAGUGAACAGCUUUUAUGGAGAUGAUUUUUUAUUUUGACUUCUCUCCCAAAGUGGUUGCAGUGUUUCCCACAAAACAACGGUAUCCUCGCGGUAAUGAGAUGCCGGCUGGAAGAGGGAUGUUUAGAUUUGAGGAAAAACUUAAAAACAUUUAUUGCAGGGGAGAAAACCAUGUUACUAAAAAAUCUGAAUUCCAUAUUUUCUGACAUAGAAACAUGCUGGUUUUUAAAUAAGGGGGGAGAAAUAAACUGGAAGGUGAUAGGAGAGUUGGAGCAGGACAAUGUGAAGACACAGAGUUUCCAAGUGUCUGUGUCGAGCUCAGCCUGGUGUUUUAAAUUGGCUGCAGUGCUCCAUGUUAGGUGUAUAUAUGGAUUAAAUAACAGGCUGCAUAUGUGCUUGAUUAUCAGUUUCCAUGUAUCUCUGUAACCACCAACCAUGUAACUAACCUAAAUGUCUAGAUAUAUCCACCUCUAGGAAAUCGUUGAUAAUGGAUUUUUGAUUGAUGGACAGGUAUCGUCUAUGUGUGGGAAACACUGACUCGUAUUUCAAUCAUGCGUACAGUAAUUCAUCCCUCAAUCUAAUAAUGAACCUCUAGGGAAAUGCUAACAGGGAAAGCCCCUAUUUAAGUAGCACUUAAUAAGCGUUUUACUCCUCUGAUGAAGCUGUCUGUCUCACUUCUGUUUUUGCUAAUACUGCGUGUUUUUUUUAUCUCAAGGGGGCAGUCCAGAAAAUAACAUCUCAAAAGUGGAAACUAAUGCCUUUCCAGAGUUUAGUUCACUGCUAAUACUUUUUUUUUUUUCUUUUUUGCUCAGAUAGCGAGAGAAAAUUCUCAGCCAAUCAUUGUCUACCUUCUUCUUCUUUGUCUGAUGACAGGCAUGCUUCCUGGCAUGGGUCCACCUUUAGUGUCCAUGAUGCACCACCCACAGCUGGCUCUCUCUGCAGCUCCUGCCUCCAUGGCCGGCUCAUUACAGUUGCCCGAGUGGUCAGAGUACAAAACAGCUGAUGGGAAAACGUACUACUACAACAAUCGAACACUGGAGUCCACCUGGGAGAAACCGCAGGCCCUGGUGGAGAAAGGUACUCGAGGUUUGAUCUACAAAGCCGGGGCUGUUUAUUAAAAACUCAGAUUGGUGAAACGUUUCCACCUGCUCAUCCAUUCACAUCAGUCCUCUCUUACAAAUGUUCAUUGACAGGUUUAAGCGUAAUACAAAGCUGACUUUGUUACAGUCCAGUGUCUUACGGUGUCGAUUGUGUCUCUUUCGCCCAACAGAAAGGGAAGCAGAAAAGUUGAAGGAGCGUCUGGCCCAGGAGGAAGCCGAGGCGAUGGAGAUGGAGGAUGAAGAGAACAAAAUGGAAAACGCUAAUAAUGAGAAGGAGGUUAGUGAAAAGUCAAUUUACAAGGUUGAAUUGAACCUUAAAAAUGCGACAAGACUUUUGGUGUAUAAUUAAUAGGUUUACUUAGUAGAAAAUUAAGCUGUGUGAAAUCUGAAAAAUGGGAAUUUUACUGCUCUGUAGCAUUUUAGGUAUAACAGUCAACAUAUGCGGGUGAAACCAAUUUGAUAAUUCAGGUUUUUUUUUGUAAUGUCCUGUGUUCCCUUAGUCGAGCUUUAAGAUUCCUGAUUUAAAAUCGACUGUGCAGUUUUAUCCCACCUUGAGCAAGACUAACGUAAACCGAUACAACAAAGCAUCAGUAGCAUUAAUUUAUCUACUGAUCUGUUGCAAAAUUGCUGAGCCUGGGAGGUGACAUUAACCUGCCUUUUUUUAAUUUGCACACGCGUUUUAAUAUAGCGCAGGUGCAAUUUAACUGUUCGUUAAUAAACAAAAUCCUUUCCUGCAAGUCUGAAUAUCGCCAACGGCAAAGUCACUGUGCUUUAAGGAUCCUAAUAAAGUGUCAGCUACUCAAAACAAUACCAAAUGUGGCUGAACUAUAAAGUAUCUCUUUGUGAGUCAUACCUAAAUGACAGAAAAUGUUGAUAAUAAGCUCUCUGCCUAUGAUUUUCUUUUAUUUUUUCAAAUUUUUAUUUAUUUAUUUAUUUUUUGUUUAUUUUAUUUUAACAAUUUUUUUAAAUUUUUUAAUUUUAAUUCUUUUGUUUAUUUAAAAAAAAAAAGUUUAUUUGUUUUAAUUUUAAUUUUUUUGUUUAUUUUUUUGAAUUUUUUUGUUUAUUUUUUUUAUUUGAAAUUUUUUUUGUUUAUUUAAAAAAAAAUGUUUAUUUUUAAUUUUAACGUUUUUCCAUUUGUUUUUUUUUGUUUUUUUUGUUUUGUUUAUUUUUUAAGUUGUUUUGUUUAUUUAUUUUUUAAAUGUUUUUUGUUUAUUUGUUUUUAUUUUAAUUUUUUUUGUUUAUUUUUUAAAAUCUUUUGUUUAUUUGUUUUUAAUUUUUUAACUCUUACAUGCACUGAAACCUGUCGGCUCUGAUGAGUGAGUGAGUGAGUCAAUUUUCUGUCUUUAUGUUUCAAGGAGCCUAAAGAGGAGGAGAUGACCGAGGAGGAAAAAGCAGCACAGAAAGCGAGGCCUGUAGCCACCAACCCGAUCCCGGGCACGCCAUGGUAUGCAUACAAAAAUCUCUGCUGUCCCCCUGUCUCUGUCUCCACUUCACUGAAACAACUCUCAGGUCAUCUUUUCUUUCUCUCGUGCCUGACCUUGAAUCCUCCUCAGGUGUGUGGUAUGGACGGGUGACGAUCGUGUCUUCUUUUACAACCCGACGACACGGCUGUCCAUGUGGGACCGACCGGAGGAGCUGGUGGGUCGGGCUGAUGUGGAUAAGCAUAUUCAGGAGCCGCCGCACAAGAGGGGCCUCGAGGACAGCAAGAAGACAGGUGAAAACACAAGCGCAAAUAUGAACGUGAAAUCAAGUCAUUAACUCAUUCAGUGCCAGGUUCGGUAGGUCCGGUACUGGGAUCUCCACUGGAUCCAGAGACGGUAGCACCGUGCCCACGGGAUCUGAUGCGCCGAGACUGUUAGCUCUUGGCUAUUCACUUCGGCAUUUUCCUACUCUCCUCGUAGAGCAAAAAAAAUUCCACAACUAGGCUAAUGGGCACACUUGAUGGCGCACUUUUCACUGGCGAGUUCUUGUUUUUGUUAUUGUACCAUGGUUGUGACAUAUUUGUCGGCUUUUCUGCGCUCAGAACGACCCCAAACUUAGUCGCGGAAAACAAAAAAACUGAAAACUUCGUCCAAAUCCGUCAACGGCACUGAAUGAGUUAACAGGAUGAAAUUUUGGUGGUUAUUUGAAUUAAUUUCAACUUAAAAUAACACAAAAACAAGAUUUAGAGAUUUAUAAGUGCAUGAAUGCUGCUGUCGUUUUAAAAACAUGUGUGGAUUACCGUUUUUAAUGUUUGUGCGCAGUUGUCAAUAAGGAAGAGCCAGAGCUAACCAUUGCUACUGAAGAGACCCCAGAUGAAGAGCCAACCAAAGCCAAGAAGAGAAAGUGAGUCAUGCAGCACAGCUGAGAUUUAAGAAACCCUUUUUUUAAAGAUCCGAUAGUUCAUGAUCAAUCGUACUUUGUUGUAUUGCUUCGUUGUUCAUGCCUCGUUUUGUCCUGCUCCGGUGACCCUUGUGCUUCCACCCUCGCAGGAAAGAGGACGGGAAGGAGCCGGACUCUGAGAAGGAGGCGGCGAUGGAGGCAGAACUCAGAGCUGCCAGAGAACGGGCCAUUGUUCCACUGGAGGCUCGGAUGACUCAGUUUAGAGAAAUGCUGCUGGAGAGAGGGGUAACACUGACUUUCUGCUGGAGCUCCAACACAACAUUUAAAACAUUCAGUAAAUUCUUCAGUAAACAGCUUCAGCAAGCCCAAGAUGGACCAGGAAAAUGGUUUUAUUUUUGAUAUUGGAGUAUAAACGAUGAGUUAUAUCUACAGGUUGCAUGAAUGCAGCUUCUCUGUUUGUCUGCCUAACGCCAGCGUUUUCUGUCUUACUCAAAGGUGUCUGCGUUCUCCACCUGGGACAAAGAGCUUCAUAAGAUUGUCUUCGACCCGCGUUACCUUCUGCUCAACCCAAAAGAGAGAAAACAGGUCCAGCUUCUACUCUCUCUUUCACUCAUUCCCCAAAUCCUCCCAGCGUGAUGCAGCGUGUAAAACCCUGAAUUUGUACGUGUUUCCAUUUGAAGGUGUUUGAUCAGUAUGUUAAGACGCGAGCUGAGGAAGAGAGAAAGGAGAAGAAGAACAAGCUGAUGCAGGCCAAAGACGAGUUCAGGAGGAUGAUGGAGGAGUCGAAGCUCACAGCUAGGUAAAGGGACAGGCCAGUUUGACUACUGGUAGGUUCUGAUCUGUGUUUUAAGGGAUGAUAUAACACAAAAAUAGGCGUGAACCAUAAUAUUCUAUAUUGUAAUAGAAACUUUUCACUUCAUAAUUAUCACAACUUUUUAAUUCAUCCGGGAGGUUUGGUGUUUACAGAUUUGUGAUGAUGUAAACAUUCACAGUUUGAUAAAUUUCACACCAGCCUCGUAGAAAAGAUCUAAACAUCCUUUUUUUCCCAACAGAACAACGUUUAGUGAGUUUGCUGUGAAGCACGGCAGAGACCCGCGAUUUAAAACCAUCGAGAAAAUGAAGGACAGGGAGGCCAUCUUUGUGGAGUUCAUCACCGCCAUGAGGAAGAGAGAAAAAGAGGACUCUAAGUCCAGAGGAGAGAAGGUAAGAAGAGGCUUUGACACUUAAACACACUGUACUCCUUUUUAAAGGGAUAUUCUGGUGUAAAUUAAAGUUAUGGUCAAACACACUGUAACACCGAGUUAGACACCCCCUCCAGAGCUGAAUGUUGCCGACCACUUGCUUCUCUAGUUACACCAACUUUACCGCAGGAUAGCAAUACACAGUGGUCUACGUCUUCACGCGCAAACCUCAACCAAAACGCCACUCUAUAGCCACAAAUAAUGAUCGGAACAGCAACUAACUUCAUCAACAGUACAUACAGGGUCCCAGCCAUAGUACUAGCCAUCAAACAUCUUUUUAGCUUUGCCUGAUUUCUUCAGCAAAGUGACCAAAUACGACUCACCCACUCUCCUCCAGCAGCCACUUGUUUGUGGGGGGAGUCCUAUCGAGUCGAGCCCUAACUUCAUUAACAGUACAUAUAGGGUCCUAGCCAUACUACUAGCCAUCAAACAUCUUUUUAGCUUUGCCUGAUUUCACAGAGUGCAGUGGAUCAUUUCCUUGAAGUGCAGCGGAGUUUCACAGCUCAAGGAAGAACAUUUAUGAUCAUUUCUUCAUCAUUUCCUUGAAGUAAUAAUCACCAUAUUAAUCAUUUUGCACUGCAGACGCGGUAGUUCUUCUGUCUUAGCGUCUCGGUCUGAUUGUAUUUCCAUGAAGUAAUGGUCAUAAAUGUUCUUCCUUGAGCUGCGAAACUCCGCUGCACUUCAAGGAAAUGAUCCACUGCACUCUGUGAAAUCAGGCAAAGCUAAAAAGAUGUUUGGUGACUAAUACUAUGGCUGGGACCCUAUUUGUACUGUUGAUGAAGUUAGGUGCUGUUCUGAGCAUUAUUUGUGGCUAUAGAGUGGCGUUUUGGUUGAGGUUUGUUUAUGGCUCCUUAGACCGCUGUGUAUUGCUAUCGUGCGGUCGUUAAUAAAGUUGGUAUAACUAGAGAAGCAAGCGGUCGGCAACAUAAAUCUUUCGAGGGGGUGUCUAACUCAGUGUUACGGUGUGUUUGACCCAAAUUAAAUUUACGCUGGAAUAUCCCUUUAACCAGGAACGAAUAUUUGGUUCUCUUGGUGUCACCUUGACACUGAACAUCUGCCCUGCUUUGAAGAAUGUGUCUCUGAUUAUGAUCUGACUUUUUCACUCAGGUGAAGCAGGAUUUCUUCGAUCUCGUGAGUGAGCAGCACAUAGAGGGAGGUCAGAGGUGGAGUAAAGUGAAGGAGAGGCUGGAGACAGACCCCAGAUACAAGGCUGUGGAGAGCUCGGCACUGAGAGAAGAACUUUUUAAACAGUUCAUGGAAAAACAAGCCAAGGUCAGAGCACUUCUCUUGACAGCUCCAAGAUUCCUGUGCCAAAUGAAACAUGCGGCUGACGACCUGUUUUCCUCAACAGAAUGUAGACAUCGAGAAGGAGCGAGAGCUGGAGCGGCAGGCUCGUAUCGAGGCCAGUCUGAGAGAGAGGGAGCGGGAGGUGCAGAAAGCUCGAUCGGAACAGACCAAAGAGAUCGACCGAGAAAGAGAGCAGCACAAGAGAGAGGAGGCCAUCCAGCAUUUCAAAGCUCUCAUGUCCGAUAUGGUGAGAUCCUUCACAGCUUUGAGACACCCACACACACAAGGCUGGGGGUUUAUUACAUUUAAAGGGUUUUCAAGAGAAAAGCUCAUUGCUGUCUGUAGUUACUGAAGACCCAGAAAUUAGCGGAAAGCAGAACCACAAAUAGUUAAAGUAGUAACAGUCAAGUUUUGUUGAAUACUUAGGAUUCUGAAGGACUCUGUAUCAUCUAACCAAAGCAGGAGAUCAACAACACAACACAACGAAACGAUGAGCAGUACGAGUCGAGUUUACGUGUUUGUUUCGUUUGUCCGUUCCUCAGGUUCGCUCCUCCGAUGCAACCUGGUCAGACACACGGCGCAACCUGCGGAAGGAUCACCGCUGGGAGUCGGCGUCUCUGCUGGAGAGGGAGGAGAAGGAGAAGCUGUUCAACGAACACGUGGAGGCGCUGGCCAAGAAGAAGAAAGAACAUUUCAGGCAGCUACUGGACGAAACGAGCAUGGUGAGAAGGAGAAAUACAAGUUUGGAUUUGUGUUCAUCAUUCCAGAUCAGCUGGAUCUGUUUGAGUCGACGUCUGUGUGUCUGACGGGUUGUUCACUCUUGUGUUGUAGAUCACGCUGACGACCACAUGGAAGGAGGUGAAGAAGGUUAUCAAAGAGGACCCUCGCUGUAUUAAGUUCUCCUCCAGUGACAGAGUAAGAUGAAAAAAAACAACUACAGUUCUGUGAUUUUGUGAGUUUCUGUGUGGAUGUCUGAUGUGGAUCAUCUCUGUGUGUAGAAGAGACAGCGGGAGUUUGAAGAUUACAUCAAAGACAAGUACAUCACGGCCAAAGCUGACUUCAGAACCCUGCUGAAGGAGACCAAGUUCAUCACAUACAGGUCUGAACAAAAUCUGGGUUACUGCACACCAGAUGGAGCUAAAUGCAGUAUAGCUUUAUCAGUGGAGAUAAUCUUCCUGUUGUUUUGGGACACUCAGCUUGUGCCACUCCUCUACUUAUCCGCAUGUUUUAACACCUUAAUUAAAAGCCUAAAUCUCUGACUUUAAGGCGGUUUUGUUUGCAGAAGAUCAUCACAGUUUCACCAACCUCAUCAUGUUUUCCCACCAGGUCGAGGAAGCUGAUCCAGGAGUCGGAGCAACAUCUGAAAGACGUGGAGAAAAUCCUCCAGAACGACAAGCGGUACCUCGUCCUGGAGUGUGUCCCGGAGGAGCGAAGGAAGCUCAUCAUGUUCUACAUUGAAGACCUAGACCGCCGUGGCCCACCACCUCCACCCACUGCCUCUGAACCCACCCGGCGCUCCACCAAGUGACCAAUCACAUCGACUUCUCGACCAGUGCCCUACUCCUCUUUCCCUCCGCCUUCCCCACGGCCAGAGCAUGACCUCCCCUGAACCUCCUCCUCCUCCUCCUCUUCCUCUUCCUCCUCCUCCUCCUCCUCCAGGCUCUCAGCCAGCCUCACAGUGUUUUGAUUGCUGAGGGGUCUUGUUGCUUAGAGAUGUACCGCAGAGAUGAACAGUAAAGGUCUCUGUGUUAUGUCCCCUCUUAGCCCUGUGUUAAACGCAACAGCAGGGAACGGAGGCUACCUGAUUUAGAGGUGACCUUUGACACCUCACCUCUGACUGACCACAUGACAGGGAGAGGGAUAACGGCGAGGCUGCAGAGCGAGCAGCCGCAGAGGUGUAAGAUAGCUGAUGUAAAUGAGUAUGAGUCUGAGUGUGCGAUUGAUUGACGGUGUGUGCGUGCGUGCAUGUGUCUGAGGCGUCCUUAAGCCUUACUGCUCCACUGUGCCAGUCAUUGUUUCAGCGGCUCAGUGUGAAUGUUCGUUUCUGCUCAGUGGUUUACUCAGAUGUCGCAGCGAUUUCUUUGUUGAAUGAAAUAAAAGCAACUUCCACUGUUUUUCAA